AUGACUGCGCUCACAAUGUCAUCGUCAACACCAUUUCGGAUCAUUAUUGUGGGCGGUGGUAUCGCAGGAUUGGCAGCAGCUAUAGCCCUUCGGAAGGACAGUCGACAGAUUACGAUCCUCGAACAAUCUCGUCUCAGCGCAGAGAUCGGCGCUACGAUCUCACUACAACCCAAUGCCACAAGGAUCCUAGAACAGUCGUGGGGAUUAACAGAUCUGCUCAACGGCUCGAACGGCACGGUCGACCACGGAUUCAGGAUCUACAAUGCUGACGGCAAGAUGGUGAAUGAAAUACCUCUACGGAGCAAGACGCAGUAUGGCGCAGACCGCAUCAUGUGGCACCGCGAAGAUCUCCACGCCUAUCUCAAGAAGGCAGCUACAUCCAUCGAACGGGACGGCCAGCCUGCAAUACUGCGUACUUCGGCACGAGUAUCUCGGUGUGACUGUGAAGGAGGCAAAGUCAUACUUGAGAGUGGUGAGCAUUUAGAAGCAGACCUUGUCAUUGGCGCGGAUGGCAUUCACAGUGCUCUACGUACUUCUAUACUCGGUCGAGAGGCUCAUCCCAAGCCCACAGGUUCCUCGGCAUACCGGCUUAUGCUGCCAACUGCGAUUCUGAACGAGCGCGCGCCUCAAUUCUCCGAAAACAUCAAACCAGAGGAGCCCUAUACUUCUAUGAUCAUGGCACACUCCUGUCGACUCAUCAUGGGUCCUGCACGCGGCGGAUCACUUUACAGUAUCGUUGGACUGGUACCGGACGAGCAGAUGAACGAGAAUUCCGACGAAGCGCAGUCGUGGGUGACGAAAGGACACCCUGAAAAGAUGUUGGAAACAUUCAAGGAUUUCCCCGGCUGGACCAAAGAUGCACUCCGGAAUGCCGAAAGCAUCGGUCUCUGGCAGCUACGCGAUUUGGAUCCGCUAGAUAAAUGGCACUCUGGACGCGCGAUUAUCAUUGGGGAUGCCGCGCACGCUAUGCUACCGACUCAAGGCCAAGGUGCAAGCCAAACCAUUGAGGACGCCGAAGCUUUAGGAACGCUCUUCAGUCACAUCAUCGGCAGGCCAUCCAAGGACGAAGUGUCUUCGAUCCUAGAAGACGUCUUCAAAAGUAGACACGAACGUGCAAGCUUGAUACAGCGAUUCAGCCGCGAAGCUGCGAAGCCUGCAACGGAACGAGGCAGCAAUGUGAUCAAAAUGCACCCUGAUGAAUUCAUGGAUUACAACUGCACCUAUCGGGGAGUGCAUGAUUGGGAGCAAAGGCGUUCUAUGUCAGCAAUAACGGUUGGUCUCAAAACAACAGCAGUGGCUUAG
Molecule: messenger RNA, 1302 nt
Organism: Alternaria incomplexa
Lineage: Eukaryota; Fungi; Ascomycota; Dothideomycetes; Pleosporales; Pleosporaceae
Exons: 2
Coding region: 1-1302 (433 amino acids)
Molecular function (GO): FAD binding; monooxygenase activity
Source: RefSeq, a predicted model, not a curated record